AUGCGCCUCCUCCUCCGCAUGAGAUUCAGAUCAGAUCAGAUCACUCACUGGAUCAAGCUAAGCAGUGCAUACAGACAAAGCAAGCAUCCUCCACCCAUGGCGGAUGUGCAUGAACCUUUGGUGCGCCGCAAGAGGAAGAAGGUUUUGGUGGACUACUUGGUGCGGUUCCGAUGGAUCCUUGUGAUCUUCGUGGUCCUUCCUAUUUCAUCUCUGAUCUACUUCAAUAUCUUUCUGGGCGACAUGUGGUCGGCCAUGAAGUCAGAGAAGAAGCGCCAGAAGCAACAUGAUGAGAAUGUGCAGAAGGUUGUGAAGCGGCUCAAGCAGAGGAACCCAAAGAAGGAUGGUCUUGUUUGCACAGCCAGGAAGCCCUGGAUUGCUGUUGGCAUGCGCAAUGUCGACUACAAGCGUGCGAGGCAUUUUGAGGUUGACCUUUCUUCCUUCAGGAACAUCCUUGAGAUUGACAAAGAGAGGAUGGUUGCUAAGGUUGAGCCCCUUGUAAACAUGGGUCAGAUAUCCCGAGCAACCUGCCCAAUGAACCUUGCCCUUGCAGUCGUCGCUGAGCUUGACGACCUCACUGUUGGUGGGCUGAUCAAUGGUUAUGGAAUUGAGGGGAGCUCUCACCUCUAUGGCCUUUUCUCUGACACGGUUGUUGCAAUGGAAGUUGUUCUUGCAGAUGGCCGGGUUGUUAGGGCCACCAAGGAUAAUGAGUACUCUGACCUUUUCUAUGGCAUUCCCUGGUCCCAGGGAACACUUGGGUUCCUUGUCUCUGCUGAGAUCAAGCUGAUUCCCAUCAAGGAGUACAUGAAGCUCACCUACACUCCAGUGAAAGGGAGUCUGAAAGAAAUCGCGCAGGCCUAUGCUGAUUCUUUCGCUCCAAGAGAUGGUGACCCAGCAAAGGUCCCUGACUUUGUUGAAGGAAUGGUGUACACAGAAAGCGAGGGUGUCAUGAUGACUGGUGUGUAUGCUUCGAAAGAAGAGGCCAAGAAGAAGGGCAACAAGAUCAACUGCGUGGGGUGGUGGUUUAAGCCCUGGUUCUACCAGCAUGCUCAGACGGCGCUCAAGAGGGGCGAGUUUGUGGAGUACAUCCCAACAAGAGAGUACUACCACCGCCACACCCGGUGCCUGUACUGGGAGGGAAAGCUGAUCCUGCCAUUCGGUGACCAGUUCUGGUUCAGGUUCCUGCUGGGUUGGCUCAUGCCACCAAAGGUGUCUCUGCUGAAGGCGACUCAAGGUGAGGCUAUCAGGAACUACUACCAUGACAACCAUGUGAUCCAGGACAUGCUGGUGCCACUGUACAAGGUUGGAGAUGCUCUCGAGUUCGUGCACCGCGAGAUGGAGGUGUAUCCUCUGUGGCUGUGCCCUCACCGCCUGUACAAGCUGCCUGUGAAGACGAUGGUGUACCCUGAGCCUGGGUUCGAGCACCAGCACAGGCAGGGCGACACGAGCUACGCGCAGAUGUUCACGGACGUGGGUGUGUACUACGCCCCUGCCGCGGUCCUAAGGGGAGAGGAGUUCAAUGGUACGGAGGCGGUGCACAGGCUGGAGCAGUGGCUGAUCGAGAACCACAGCUACCAGCCACAGUACGCUGUGUCGGAGCUGAACGAGAAGGACUUCUGGCGCAUGUUCGACGCCUCCCACUACGAGCACUGCCGGCGCAGGUACGGGGCUGUGGGCACGUUCAUGAGCGUGUACUACAAGUCGAAGAAGGGGCGCAAGACGGAGAAGGAGGUGCAGGAGGCGGAGGCAGCCAUCCUGGAGCCGGCCUACGCAGACGAGGCCUAA
Molecule: messenger RNA, 1782 nt
Organism: Miscanthus lutarioriparius
Lineage: Eukaryota; Viridiplantae; Streptophyta; Magnoliopsida; Poales; Poaceae
Source: the annotation of a GenBank genome assembly